Molecule: messenger RNA, 1256 nt
Organism: Brassica napus (rape)
Lineage: Eukaryota; Viridiplantae; Streptophyta; Magnoliopsida; Brassicales; Brassicaceae
Exons: 8
Coding region: 130-1041 (303 amino acids)
Cellular component (GO): membrane
Source: RefSeq, a predicted model, not a curated record
CUGACAUUCAAUUUUACACGAGUAUACCAAACGUUCAAAACUGCUGGUCAUCUCACGUCAAAAACCCCAAAAACAACCCACAAAAACCAAAGAGACCAACCAGCUAACAAGUUCCAUCGCCAGUAAGUUAUGGGGUUGGUCGUUUACUGGUACGAUUUCAUCUGCUUUGGUAUAGUCUUGGCUGCAAUCGUUGCGUCCUUGUGGUUCCUAUUGUGCAGAGAAAGAGGCUGCGUUGACGUUGAAGAUACGACGCACAAUAGCUUCCUACAGUCUAGAUCAGGGUCAGAGAGCCUUGGUUCGGCUCGGUUACGGACGAGCUGCUGGAGAGGGUUACAUCCUGGCUGGCUUCUCUUCACUCGGUCCAUCUCUUUUCUCUCCAUGGCUGCUUUAUUGGCUUGGGACGUCUUGGAAUGGGACGCAAGCAUCUUCGUCUAUUACACUGAAUGGACCUUCAUGCUUGUAAUGAUCUACUUUGCGAUGGGUAUUGUAGCUUCAUUAUAUGGUUGCUUAGAAAAUUACAAAGAGCCAACAUCAGGAGUUUGUGACGAUGCGGUUGGAAACAAGGUCGGAGAUGGUGAAUUCAGGGAAAGAUUAGGGGUUUAUGGUUGUUUCAUGGAGACAAUUUUUCAGACAAGUGCAGGAGCUGUGGUGCUUACAGACGUUGUGUUUUGGCUAGUAAUAGUUCCUUUCCUAUCGAACACCCACCUCGGCUUAAACACGCUGAUGAUUUGCAUGCACACAGCGAAUGCAGGCUUCCUCAUCCUCGACACACUACUAAAUAGCCUCCCGUUCCCUUGGUUUCGAAUGGGAUAUUUUGUGAUAUGGAGUUGUCUCUACAUUGUCUUCCAAUGGAUCAUCCACGCAUGUGGUUUAUUAACUUGGUGGCCAUAUCCAUUCCUCGAGCUUGAUAGGCCAUGGGCUCCACUAUGGUACUUAGGCAUGGCAGUAGUUCACAUCCCCUGCUACGGAGUUUAUGCUGCAAUCGUAACAGCCAAGAACUCAUGCUUCCCCUAUCUAUUCCCAAAUGCAUUUUGUUACUAAUCUAUGCUACUCUUUAUUGUAUAAUUAAAGUUUGAACGUAUGAUUCGCAUCAACUUAGCAAGCAUUAACGAAUCGUGAGAAAAAAAAAAAAAAGCAAGCAUUAACGAAUAACCAAAGCAUAAUAUCCUUAAAUGAUGUUUAACAAAAGAUCCAUAACAUCCAAAAAAACUUCAAAAGCAGUAUUCAAAGAGAGAGAGAGAGAGAGAGAGAGAGAG